Fukomys damarensis (Damara mole-rat) is the source of this 961-nucleotide messenger RNA. RefSeq names its product bolA family member 1 (gene Bola1). The transcript has 2 exons. Gene Ontology annotation, cellular component: mitochondrion. The record is from RefSeq and is a predicted model, not a curated record. The coding region runs from base 245 to 664 and encodes 139 amino acids. Lineage: Eukaryota; Metazoa; Chordata; Mammalia; Rodentia; Bathyergidae.
GAAUAAUCCCAGUCCCAACUGUGCAGAAAACCCCUUGUCGGUUUCAUUGCUGUGCUUCACGCCCUCUGAUGACGUCACGAAUGGGGAGCGCUGGAGACUACAGUUCCCAUCAACCCUCGGGGUAUCACGUGGUGUUUCGGUUCUCUCGCGGGUAGUGAGGACUGCAUUUCCCAGCGCGCCCCGGGGUUUCCGGAGUCGUGGCUCCCUGUGGGGCUGCAGGAGCCUGGCUAGGCUGCAGCGGCGGAUGUGGAGUGCGCUGCCAGGCGGGCGCCUGGUCCCCAUGGCCACCCGCAUCUGUUUGUCCCGGGGCAGCUCGGGAUCCCGGGCGGUCGGUCCGGUGGAGGCCGCCAUCCGCGCGAAGUUGGAGCAAGCCCUGAGCCCCGAGGUGCUGGAGCUGCGCAAUGAGAGCGGCGGCCACGCCGUCCCUCCCGGCAGCGAGACGCACUUCCGCGUGGCCGUGGUGAGCUCCCGCUUCGAGGGAAUGAGCCUCCUGCAGCGGCACCGGCUGAUCCACGAGGUGCUGUCGGAGGAGCUGGCCGCGCCGGUUCACGCACUGGCCAUCCGGGCACAGACCCCCGCCCAGUGGAGGGAGAACCCUCACUUGGGCACCAGCCCCCCCUGUCUUGGGGGAAGCAAGAAAACUCGAGGGACCCCUUCUCCCUAAGAGUCGGGGCAGGACCAGAAUCUGAGGGGCUGGGUGAGAAUGAACAGUUAAACUGCCCAGUGUGGUGGGUGAUUCAUAAGGACGAGGACCCUGGGACUCAUCCUGCUGUCGGUGUAUGUUCUCCGGAGAUAACUCUUCGAAGGGCAGAGCUGACCCAACGAAAGGGCAGAUCCCGCAUUGCCUGCCCGGACCCUUUGGGAAGGGGAUGCCUGGUUGUUUCGUGUUAAAUUGUGACUGAGGAACUACACCGGUCCUGAUGAAUUGGAAACAGUCCCUAUAUUAAGAGCAAUUACCGUA